Molecule: messenger RNA, 1535 nt
Organism: Eleginops maclovinus (Patagonian blennie)
Lineage: Eukaryota; Metazoa; Chordata; Actinopteri; Perciformes; Eleginopidae
Gene: sdsl
Product: serine dehydratase-like
Exons: 9
Coding region: 279-1247 (322 amino acids)
Biological process (GO): L-threonine catabolic process; L-serine catabolic process
Molecular function (GO): threonine deaminase activity; pyridoxal phosphate binding; L-serine ammonia-lyase activity
Source: RefSeq, a predicted model, not a curated record
UACGGUCUAUAUCCCAGAAUGCCGUUUAAACUUUUAAAACAUAUUAUUAUUGUUAUUUCUGAAAGAGUUAACAAGUGCCAAUUUUAUUUUGUUACCGGAAGUGGUUGUGUUUUGACGCUAGCCCUGCUGCUCAUGCAUGCUACACCAUUUAGCAUUAUGAAGGGCGCACUGAAAAUAUGAUAAUUUCUCUAUGAAAUGAACCACCUUGUCAUUUCAAAACCAGAAGCUCCUUCAACCUGACAUUUCAGCCAAACCAUUUUACUUAAACACGUGGCAGCAUGGCGAGACCUUUCCACCUGAACACCCCGCUGCUGGAGAGCGUCAGCAUGACCAAGUGUGUGGGGACCCCCGUGUUCCUGAAGAUGGAGAACUCUCAGCCCUCGGGCUCCUUCAAGAUCAGAGGCAUCGGCCACCUCUGCCAGCAGCUGGCCACACAGUCCAAAGGAGUCGUCUGCUCUUCAGGUGGUAAUGCUGGGAUGGCUGCAGCGUACGUAGCCAGGAAGAUGCGUGUCCCCGCCACCAUCGUGGUCCCCUCCUCCACUCCUCAGCUGGUGGUGCAGAGACUGCAGGACCAGGGAGCUACGGUCAAGAUCACAGGCAAGGUUUGGGAUGAUGCCAACACAGAGGCUCUGAGACUGGCAGAGACUGAAGGACUCACCUAUGUUCCUCCUUUCGAUCACCCCCUUCUCUGGCAGGGCCACAGCAGUUUGAUCAGUGAGGUGGCCGCCUCUCUGGAGGUGAAGCCCGGAGCAGUGCUGCUGUCUGUGGGCGGGGGGGGACUCCUCUGUGGAGUUGUCCAGGGCCUGAAGGAUGUGGGCUGGACAGAUGUACCCGUCAUCGCUAUGGAGACGGUGGGGGCCGACUGUUUCAACGCUGCGGUUAAGGCGGGGAGGCUGGUCACGCUGGAUGACAUCACCAGCGAGGCGAAGUGUCUCGGAGCGAAGACGGUCUGCAGGAAGGCGUUUGAGUACAGCCAGAGCAGCCAGCUCACCAUCAUCUCUGAGCUGGUGACGGACCAGCAGGCUCUGAGCGCUGUGGAGACAUUCCUGGGUCAGUAUGAGGAGCGUGUGUUGGUGGAGAUGGCGUGUGGAGCAGCCCUGGCAGCCGUCUACAGCGGACUCGUACACAGAUUACAGGAUGAAGGUCGGCUGCCGGCUCUCCUGGGCCCCCUGCUGGUGAUCGUGUGCGGAGGCAGCAGCGUGGACAUGGAGCAACUGAACCACCUUAAACACAAACUGCACACCUAAAGUACAGUGUGUGAGGAAGUGUGAGUGUGUGUGGAUGUAUAGCUAUACAUGCGUGUCUAUAUGACGGGCCAAUGCUAGGCCACAACGGCUAAAAAUGAUGUCUGGAUGGAUGAAUGAGAGUAAAAUGGUUCCUGGGAAUAAGAACAGAGCUAUAACAUCUGAUUUAAAAGCAAAUGUGUGUUUGGAGUCGCAGAAAAAAUAAAAAUGCAAUAGUUUCUUAGAAAACCCAAAUGUCUUCAGUUAUGAAAUAAUGAGUGAGUCAUUUUAUUAAAUAUAAUUUAACCUUAA